Trifolium pratense (red clover) is the source of this 2863-nucleotide messenger RNA. RefSeq lists its product as uncharacterized. Gene Ontology annotation, biological process: protein transport. The coding region runs from base 368 to 2299 and encodes 643 amino acids. Lineage: Eukaryota; Viridiplantae; Streptophyta; Magnoliopsida; Fabales; Fabaceae. The transcript is spliced from 6 exons. The record is from RefSeq and is a predicted model, not a curated record.
GAAACUCGUUAGAACUCUAUCUAUUCACUAUCUUCUUCUAAACUUAAGAAAAGAGUAAUAUAAACACUUAAUUAAUUAAAUGAUUUAUUUAUCCAAAAAAAGUUACAACGGCUCUUACCCCCCUGGCUAGGGCGUUUUGUCCCCACUCACUCCGUUCGGAAUCACUUUCUCGCCAUUUAUUAUGUCGGUAAAAUGAGUCCUACCUAAAUCCCAAAAAUACCCCUCUAACGUUCACUUUUGAUCUCGUCUUCAUUGAUAUAGCCAAACCCUAUUUUCGUCUUCAUUCUUCUUCUUCUUCUUCUUCUUCUUCCAGUGCAUUCUGCAACACUCAAUGCCGAACAUCGCAUUUUGAAAUUUCCACAACACCAUGUUCGAUGUACUACUUGGAAGAAGCUUCGCCGCUAAAUGUAAAUCAUUGAUCAAAUUAACCAAGAAUAGGAUUGAAGUAAUUAGGAGAAAGAGAAGAGCUACAGAGAAGUUUCUCAAAAAAGAUAUCGCUGAUCUUCUCCACAGCGGUCUAGAUAUCAAUGCCUACGGAAGGGCUGAAGGACUUUUGGUUGAGUUAAUUCUAUCAUCUUGUUAUGGUUUUGUGGAGAAAUCAUGCGAGCUCGUGUUGAAGCAUCUCACAGUUAUGCAGAAGUUAAGUGGCUGUCCUGAGGAAUGUAGGGUGGCAGUAUCAUCUUUGAUGUUUGCUGCUGCAAGAUUUUCCGAUUUACCAGAGUUACGGGACCUUAGGCAAAUAUUUCAGGAGAGAUAUGGGAGUUCCAUAGAGUGUUUUGUCAAUCAAGAGUUUGCUGCAAAUUUGGAUUCGAAGUCUUCUACAUUAGAGAAGAAAGUCUGCUUGAUGCAGGAAAUUGCAUCCGAGUUUUCAAUAAACUGGGACUCCAAGGCUUUCAAACUAAGGAUGUCAAGACCCUCUGCAUUUGCACAGGACCAGAGUGUCAGUAUGCGUAACAAUUUGUUUGAUUAUGAUAAAUCAUCACUUGGCAAGGACUUUAACCGGAAAGAGAUAAAUAAUGAUGUUUUAUUGGAAAAUGGCAAGGAAGCUGUUAUCCUAAACAGAGAUUAUCACGAUCUUCAGCAUAAAUCCACAGUCCCUAUAAAUGGAUUCAAGCCACUAAAUGAUUGUGAAGUCCUUGGGGAUAAGAAUGGUCGUGAUAAUGAAUUAACAGGAAAUCAAGAUGUUACUGCUACAAAGAGUGAUAAAAGCUAUUGGAAGGAGGAGGGUAGUAUGCUAAAACCAAUUGGACGUUCAUUACAGGAGAAAACAUUGGAACAAUUUGAAGAUGGUUUGAAGCAGCAUGGCAGUUUGGGGAAUACGACCCCUCGAACAAAUAUCCAGGAAACUACAACUUCUACUCGAAUAGGAUCGCGUUUCAGGAGUAACGUGAAGGAGCCAUCUGUUGUUAAUCUUCUUGGCCCGUCUGAUACCGAUAAACCUGAGAGAAAAGUUCAAAAUGAUAAAACUCCUAUGCUAAAGCCUUGCUAUAGUAAUGUCAUUCCACCUCCAUAUGUUAAGCAUAUUUCUAAGCAUCAGAACGGAACACGUGGAGUCAAUAUAGUAUCUUCACAUACCGACAGUGAUGGCUUCUUUACGUGUCCUUCAGUUCAUGAAAACUCUGAUGCCGCUUCUAUGUCGGAAAGGAUCCAAAUUGGUUUGAAUAAAUCUGACCGGGAUCGGCAGGCCAGUAGACAUGAAAGACUGAGCAAACAGAGUCCUAAAAAAGAAUUCUAUUUUCACGAAGAACCUACAGAAAUCUCUAUGGUAAAACGAAAAUCUACUAGGAGAAAGCACUUGAGAUCAAGAUCGAGUCACUAUGAUGUCCCUAAUGUAGAUACUGAACUUGUGAAAAAAACACGGAGCAGAAGUAAGAGACGAGUUGAAUCAAGACGUGGUCAGCAAAAUUUGUUUGAUGAUGAGCAGCAUCAAAAUGCUGAAGAAGAAAGGGUAAUAGAUAAAUUACUGAUUCAUUAUAGCAAAAAACCAUCUAUUCUAAAGCCUGAAAUAGUAAGAAAAAAGUCAAGCAGUCGCCAUGAUCGUAAAAUGGAUAAUUCAAGGCGGGAACUACUGCAGAAUGGAAGUGGAGAUGGAUCUGGUGAGACACCAGAGAUAGUUACUCUUGCCCUGCGAUCAGUUUCCCUUCCUCGCGAACAAACGAGAGUAGUAGAAGCUAAGAAAGAUUUUGUUCGUGCUUCUUCAUUUCAGCCAGAUAGAUCGUAUGAAGCUCGACAUGUGCAUCCCAAGUUACCUGAUUAUGAUGACUUAGCAACUAGGCUUGCUGCCUUGAGAGGAAGCUAAGGUAAAGGACAGAACAGUGAGUAAUUGCUCUCCCUCAUCAGCAUGAUUGCAUUUAUUAUGAUUCUCACACAUAAAUCUAUUCUACACCUGGUGGUUCUGUUAUUGCAAACUGCUACUUCCUUGGAUAUGUACUAAGAGAUCAUAGGGUGCUCCUAUCUGUGCCGGUUGACACUCUGCCACUACUCUAGGAUACAAGCAAUAUCUAUUCAAUUUUUUCCUUCCAUGAUUGUAAAAGUAGCUGUAAGUUGUAACAAAAGUUGACGUUUUUCCUACUUUCUUUGGGUUGAGGCUGAAAGGAUAUUGGCAUGGGCGCUAUUGUUUCAUAUCUUUUGCUCAUCCUGUAUCCUCUUCUCUUCCUCCCUUUGUACAAUGUUAUUAGGUUAGGGCAUUUAAACAUAUAUUAUUUUAUAGUUGGAUAAUUUGUACAAGUAAUGCCAUAAUGCUGUUUGAUUGGCCUUGAGAUGCCUGCAUUGCUGAAAAAGGUGAUGCCCAAGUGAUUUCUACCCUGGUUUAAUCUACAAUGUAGACUUCCACACCUAAGUGUUAUAUGAUCCACCUAACCUC